Molecule: messenger RNA, 428 nt
Organism: Symbiodinium pilosum
Lineage: Eukaryota; Dinophyceae; Suessiales; Symbiodiniaceae
Source: the annotation of a GenBank genome assembly
AUGGCUGCCUUCGUGAUCCCCGCAUCCGUCUCGGCCGACUCCUUCGUGGCCGCCCCGUCCAGCCGACACCUCCGCGCCUCAGCGCCCACGGUGCAGGCAGCCUCCGCCCCGAGCACCGGGUCCGCUGGGUCCGCCUUGGCGGCCGUUGCGCUGGCGGGUGCCGUGGCCGUGGGCGCUGCAGGAGCGCGCCGGGCGCGCCGGGCCCAGCGGGUGGCAGUGCGCGCGGAGAACCCGCGGGCGGACAAGCUGAGAACCAUGGAGAAGACGGUGCAGGUCUCGCCCUCCAUCCUCUCCGCGGACUUCGCCAACUUGGGCCAGGAGGUUGGCGAUGUGCUGAAGGCGGGUGCUGACUGGGUGCACGUGGAUGUCAUGGAUGGCCGCUUCGUCCCCAACAUCACCAUCGGCCCGGGCGUGGUCUCGGCGCUGAG